Miscanthus lutarioriparius is the source of this 2607-nucleotide messenger RNA. Lineage: Eukaryota; Viridiplantae; Streptophyta; Magnoliopsida; Poales; Poaceae. The record is from the annotation of a GenBank genome assembly.
AUGGCGGGGCUCGAGGAGAUCAAGAAUGAGGCAAUCGAUCUGGAGAACAUCCCCAUCGAGGAGGUCUUCCAGAGUCUCAAAUGCAGCAGGCAAGGCCUCUCCUCGGAGGAGGCCGAGGCGCGCCUCGCCGUCUUCGGCCCCAACAAGCUGGAGGAGAAGAAGGAGAGCAAGAUUCUCAAGUUCCUCGGGUUCAUGUGGAACCCGCUCUCGUGGGUGAUGGAGGCGGCGGCGAUCAUGGCCAUUGCUCUGGCCAACGGGGGCGGCAAGCCGCCGGACUGGCAGGACUUCGUCGGGAUCGUGUUCCUGCUGCUCCUCAACUCCUCCAUCUCCUACUGGGAGGAGAGCAACGCCGGGAGCGCAGCCGAGGCGCUCAUGGCCAACCUCGCGCCCAAGGCCAAGGUUCUCCGCGACGGCCGCUGGAGCGAGCAGGACGCCGCCGUGCUCGCCCCGGGGGACAUCAUCAGCAUCAAGCUCGGCGACAUUAUCCCCGCCGACGCCCGCCUGCUCGAGGGCGAUCCGCUCAAGAUCGACCAGUCGGCGCUCACCGGCGAGUCCUUGCCCGUGACCAAGGCGCCCGGCGACAGCAUCUACUCGGGCUCCACGUGCAAGCAGGGGGAGAUCGAGGCCGUCGUCAUCGCCACCGGCGUGCACACCUUCUUUGGCAAGGCGGCGCACCUCGUCGACAGCACCAACCAGAUGGGCCACUUCCAGAAGGUGCUCAAGGCCAUCGGCAACUUCUGCAUCGCCGCCAUCGCCAUCGGCAUCGUCAUCGAGGUCAUCGUCAUGUACGCCAUCCAGCACCGCAGGUACCGUGACGGCAUCGACAACCUCCUGGUGCUCCUCAUCGGUGGCAUCCCCAUCGCCAUGCCCACGGUGCUCUCGGUCACCAUGGCCAUCGGCUCGCACCGGCUGGCGACGCAGGGUGCCAUCACCAAGCGCAUGACCGCCAUCGAGGAGAUGGCCGGCAUGACCGUGCUCUGCAGCGACAAGACGGGCACGCUCACUAUCAACAAGCUCAGCGUCGACAGAGGCCUCAUCGAGAUCUUCGUCAAGGGAGUGAACGCCAACGAAGUCAUCCUUCUCGCCGCCAGGGCCUCGAGGGUCGAGAACCAGGACGCCAUCGAUGCUGCCAUGGUUGGCAUGCUCGGUGACCCCAAGGAGGCUAGGGAAGGCAUCAAAGAGGUGCACUUCCUUCCCUUCAAUCCCGUCGACAAGCGCACGGCCCUCACCUACAUCAACCUCGCCGACAACAGCUGGCACCGCGUCAGCAAGGGCGCUCCUGAGCAGAUCAUAACCCUGUGCAAGUGCAAAGAGGAUGUCGUAGACAAGGUUCACGCCAUCAUCGACAAGUAUGCUGAGCGAGGCCUAAGAUCUCUCGCCGUCGCCAGACAGGAACUGCCGGAGAAGUCUAAGGACAGCCCCGGCGGUCCAUGGCAGUUCGUGGCCCUGCUGCCCCUUUUCGACCCGCCGAGGCAUGACAGUGCAGAAACCAUCAAGAAGGCGCUCAACCUGGGCGUCAAUGUUAAGAUGAUCACCGGUGAUCAGCUCGCCAUUGCCAAGGAGACGGGCAGGAGGCUGGGGAUGGGCACCAACAUGUACCCCUCGUCGGCGCUGCUCGGGCAGUGCAAAGAUGAAGCCAUUGCCUCCAUCCCUAUCGAUGAUCUGAUCGAGAAGGCCGAUGGCUUUGCCGGCGUCUUCCCUGUGUCGAUAACAAUCCGUAUUGUGCUCGGGUUCAUGCUGAUCGCGCUGAUCUGGAAGUUUGAUUUCUCGCCGUUCAUGAUCCUGGUCAUUGCCAUCCUCAACGACGGCACGAUCAUGACCAUCUCCAAGGACAGGGUGAGGCCAUCUCCGCAUCCAGACAGCUGGAAGCUGAGCGAGAUCUUCGUCACCGGCGUCGUCUACGGCACCUACCUCGCUGUCAUGACCGUCAUCUUCUUCUGGGCCAUGCGCAGCACCGACUUCUUCACGAACACGUUCGGCGUGAGGUCGCUGCACGGCAGCCGGGAGGAGAUGAUGUCGGCGCUGUACCUGCAGGUGAGCAUCAUCAGCCAGGCGCUCAUCUUCGUGACGCGCUCCCGCGGCUUGUCCUUCACGGAACGCCCCGGGUUCCUCCUCUGCGUCGCCUUCGUCGUCGCCCAGAUCAUUGCCACCCUUAUCGCGGUCAUUCCCACCAUCGGGUUCGCGCACAUCCGGGGCAUCGGAUGGGGUUGGGCGGGCGUGAUCUGGCUCUACAGCGCCGUCACCUUCCUGCCGCUGGACGUGUUCAAGUUCGCCAUCCGGUACGCGCUGAGCGGCAAGGCGUGGGACACGGUGUUCGAGCACAAGAUCGCCUUCACCACCAAGAAGGACUACGGGCGGGAGGAGCGGGAGGCGCAGUGGGCCACGGCGCAGCGCACCCUGCACGGCCUGCAGACGCCCGAGCUGGCCGGCAGCAUCCUCAGCGACCGCACCAGCUACCGCGAGCUCUCCGAGAUCGCCGAGCAGGCCAAGCGCCGCGCCGAGGUGGCCAGGCUCAGGGAGCUCAGCACGCUCAAGGGACAGAUGGAGUCCGUCGUCAAGCUCAAGGGCCUCGACAUGGAAGGCGUCCAGCAGCACUACACCGUGUGA